Messenger RNA from Anthostomella pinea, 300 nucleotides. Lineage: Eukaryota; Fungi; Ascomycota; Sordariomycetes; Xylariales; Xylariaceae. The record is from the annotation of a GenBank genome assembly.
AUGUCGGUCAUCCUCUUUAAAGACACCGUCUGCGGCCAUCCUACCACCAAUGCCCCCACGCCCCUCGCCCUGAAUACCUGCUUUAACCCAGUAGCCGGCCAGCCCUCCUUCACGGUUGCGACGCUACCGCUCUGCGCCAACCGCGCGACGCCGCUACUUCUCGUCUCCCCCGAGCAGAACUGCCAGUUUCCCAAGGAAACAUUCGUGUCGAGCGGAGUCGUUGCGGUCAAGAACACCGCUGCUUGUCAUAACUUGAGAGGCCGGGAGAUCGGUAGUAUGGAAUUCAUUUGCCCGCUGUAA